Messenger RNA from Dermochelys coriacea (leatherback sea turtle), 3479 nucleotides. It is a transcript of the gene NSMAF, whose product is annotated as neutral sphingomyelinase activation associated factor. The record is from RefSeq and is a predicted model, not a curated record. Bases 332 to 3181 code for a protein of 949 amino acids. Gene Ontology annotation, molecular function: protein binding. NCBI's taxonomy places the organism in Eukaryota, Metazoa, Chordata, Testudines, Dermochelyidae. The transcript is spliced from 30 exons.
CCCCGCUCGAGCCCGCCCUCCGGGUAGCCACGGCCGGGCCUCGCUAAUAGCCAAUAACAGCAGCGGCCGCGGCUCGGUGGGAGUGUCCCCCGCCCGGGGCCGGCAGCAGCAGGGCUCUGGCACACCCCCUGCAGCCGCCACCGCCACCGCCGAGCGCCGUGUGGAGCGAGCCCGGCCCGGGCCUGGCCCGCGGGGACCGCAGCCGCCCGCUGCGCGCGGCGGGAUAAAUGCGUCCGAGGCGGCGCGGGCGCCCAGGGCAGUGAGCGGGAGGCCGCCCAGCCCCGCCCCGCCCCGCGCUCUCCGUGCCCCGGCGGGGCCUGCAGGCGGCCCCAUGGCUUUCACCCGGAAGAGGCGGCAGGAGCAGCAGCUCUACUCCAAGGAGAGGUUUUCGCUGCUCCUUCUUAAUCUGGAGGAAUAUUACUUUGAACAGCAUACAGCUAAUCAUAUUAUAAAGAAAGACUGCAGAGAUGAAAGGAAAAUCAGAGGUUCACUAAAAAUCUGCUCAAAAUCAAUUAUUUUUGAACCAGAUGAGAAAAUCCAGCCCAUUAUUAAGAUCCCAUUGCGAGACUGUAUUAACAUAGAAGCACCAGAAAAUAAUGAAGAAAAUAACUCUUUCACCUGGUAUACAUCUGGAGUGAUUUCUGUUGUAUCCAAUCAGGCUUUUCUCAUUAAAGAACAAAACAUUAUUGCACCCUAUAAAACUGAAAGAGGUAAAACUGAAUACCUCUUUCAGUUGGAUGUUGCUGGGAAGACAGAUGAUGUUAUACAGACUCUACUUCAGCUCAAUCGGGCCUCUCACCUGGACAAGCUGGGAGAUCAAGCUGCCAUGAUAACUGCUAUAUUGCAGUCACGUUUGGCUAGAACAUCAUUUGAUAAAAACAGAUUUCAAAAUGUUUCUGAAACCUUGCAUAUGGAAUGUGAAGCAGAAAUGGUGACACCACUGGUGACUAAUCCGGGGCAUGUAUGCAUCACUGAUGCAAACUUGUAUUUCCAGCCUCUUAAUGGGUAUCCUAAACCUGUGGUUCACAUAAAGAUGCACAAUGUCCGUCGCAUCUACAAAAGAAGACAUGGUCUAAUGCCAUUGGGCCUAGAAGUAUUUUGCACGGAAAAUGACCUGUGUUCUGACAUAUAUUUAAAAUUCUACAACUCUCAAGAUCGAGAUGAGCUCUAUUUCUAUAUUGCAACAUAUCUAGAAAAUCAUAUUACAGAGCAGACAGCUGAGAGUUACAUGUUGCAAUGGCAGCGAGGUCAUAUUUCAAACUACCAGUACCUUCUUCAUCUCAACAAUCUGGCUGAUCGGAGCUGCAAUGAUCUCUCCCAGUAUCCUGUAUUUCCUUGGAUCAUAGCAGAUUAUUCUAGUUCGGAAUUAGAUUUGACAAAGCCUGAAACAUUCCGGGACCUUAGUAAACCAGUUGGUGCCCUGAAUAGGGAAAGGCUGGAAAGACUACUGACACGUUAUCGGGAAAUGCCAGAGCCUAAAUUUAUGUAUGGCAGCCACUACUCGUCUCCAGGUUAUGUUCUGUUCUAUCUUGUUAGAGUUGGUAAGAUUGCUUUCAUUGCAAGUCUUUUUAUACCUGGUGGGUUUGAAAAUAGUAGCAUUUGGACAGAUCUCACUUCCAUUCUUAUCUCCCCAGCACCAGAGUACAUGCUUUGUUUACAAAAUGGAAAGUUUGAUCAUGCUGACAGAACGUUCAAUAGUAUUGCAGAAACCUGGAAAAACUGUCUGGAUGGUGCAACAGACUUCAAAGAGCUGAUUCCAGAAUUCUAUGAAAACGAUUCCAGUUUUCUAGUAAAUAGUCUGAAGCUGGACCUAGGGAAAAGACAGGGUGGAAAGAUGGUUGAACAUGUAGAACUUCCUCCUUGGGCAUUAGAUCCUGAUGACUUUCUUCAGAAGAGCCAAAAUGCCUUAGAAAGCCAGUAUGUGUCAGAACAUCUCCAUGAAUGGAUUAACUUAGUAUUUGGCUACAAGCAGAAGGGAAGUGAAGCCAUUGCAGCCCACAAUGUGUUUCAUCCAUUAACUUAUGAAGGUGGAGUGGAUUUGAACAGUAUUAUGGACCCCAAUGAGAAAGUAGCUCUGUUGACACAAAUCUUGGAAUUUGGACAGACACCAAAACAGUUGUUUACAACUCCUCAUCCCCGGAGGAUAAUACCGAAGUUCAAAAGUUUGUCUCGAACAUCGAAUCACAAUGUUUCCAUAGCUGAAUCUCCAGUUUCUCCAAGUGAAGAAUCUUUUGAAGAUUUGACAGAAGAAAGUAUAACGCUUGCAUGGAACAACAUUGCCAAACUAAAGUUAGAUGAGCAACAUAAAAUUCAUAAAGAGGAAAUUACUGGAAUAGCAGUCUCUUGCAAUGGGUCUUCAGUUUUCACUACAUCUCAAGAUUCAACCUUGAAGAUGUUUUCUAAAGAAUCAAAAACACUCCAAAGAAGUAUAUCCUUUUCAAACAUGGCUUUGUCAUCUUGUUUAAUCUUACCGGGAGAUACCACUGUCAUAAGUUCUUCGUGGGACAAUCAUAUCUAUUUUUAUUCAGUCGCAUUUGGAAGACGGCAAGACACCUUAAUGGGACAUGAUGAUGCCGUCAGCAAGAUCUGCUGGCAUGAUAAUCGCUUGUAUUCUGCAUCUUGGGACUCCACUGUAAAGGUGUGGCACUGUGUUCCUGCAGAGGUUCUGGGCACCAAAAGACAUCAAUGUGAAUUGCUUGCUGAGUUAGAACAUGAUGUUAGUGUAAAUACUAUCAACCUAAAUGCUGCAAAUGCAAUACUGGUGUCCGGAACCAAAGAAGGCACUAUUAGUAUUUGGGAUGUUACUACUGCCACUAUGUUGCACCAACUUUCAUGUCAUUCAGGGACCGUGUAUGAUGCUGCUUUUAGUCCUGACAGCAGACAUCUGCUCAGCACAGGAGAAGAUGGCUGUUUUAAAGUAAUAGAUGUGCAAACUGGAAUGCUCAUCUCUUCUAUGGCCUCAGAGCAUCCUCAAAGAUGUUUCAAAUGGGACGGACAUACUGUUUUAUCAGGAAGCCAGUCUGGAGAAUUGUUGGUUUGGGACCUUCUUGCAGGAAAAGUUAUUGAAAGAAUCAAAGGACAUACAGGUGCUGUAACAUGUAUGUGGAUGAAUGAGCAAUGCAGCAGUAUUAUCACAGGAGGGGAAGAUAAACAAAUCAUGUUCUGGAAACUGCAAUAUUAAGUGCCUUUUCCCUCCAGAUAUUUAAAUGAACUCAAUGUAUUUUAAACCAGACUUCGUAAAGGAACUUACCCAUGUGCAAUGAUGGCUGCUGAAGGUCAACCAAAAUAGAAAGCUUGGGUUAUCUAAAGCUUUCUAGCUUAUGGUGACUUCAUUUAAAGCUCUUGUACUGUAAUUUCCAUACUGUAAUAUUUUUGUUUGUAUUUCAUUAUGGCUGUCAUAUAUUGUCUCAACUUGAAAAUGCUUGUCUUCAUUUGAGAUGAGACUUAUUUUUCUGUAAUUAAAGAGAUUUUAACUUGCA